Messenger RNA from Pterocles gutturalis (yellow-throated sandgrouse), 1074 nucleotides. RefSeq names its product RNA binding motif protein 43 (gene RBM43). The record is from RefSeq and is a predicted model, not a curated record. Gene Ontology annotation, molecular function: RNA binding. Lineage: Eukaryota; Metazoa; Chordata; Aves; Pterocliformes; Pteroclidae. The transcript is spliced from 4 exons. Bases 1 to 1074 code for a protein of 357 amino acids.
AUGCAGUCUGGGUCCAGAAGAAACUUUGCAAGAGAAGCUACAGGACAAGCUGCUAAAUCAGCAAGGACGGUUGUCAUUGCUGGUGUUCCAGAUGGCCUUCUGCACGAUGAUGUCAUGACGGACAUCCUGAUGAUUCAUUUCCAAAUGUCGAAGAAUAACGGGGGAGAUGUGGAAGAAGUAAGGUACCCAACAAUGAAAAAAGGAGUCGCAUAUGUAACUUUUGAAGAUCAAGAAGUUGUAGAGAGUGUCCUAAAGAAGGAUGAACAUCGACUAGAAGACAAGAGGUUGUCCAGAUGCUAUCCACUGAAAGUAACCCGUUACUGCGAGAACGUCUUCAGCUCUGUCACGUCUGUCCUCAAUAUGUCUGUUUUCAAAGAUCGAUUUGUUUUAGAAGAUCUGAUACAAGAACUGAAGAAGAAGAGCACAGCUUUGAGCUUUGGUCCUUUGCAAUCCAAUGGACAUAUUUCUGUUCAAGGGUCAUUUCCAGCAAUCCAAUUGCUAAGAGACUUCCUCUUACUAAAAGCAAAAUCCCUUUCAGAGGAGGACAAAAGAGGAGAAAAUAAGUCCCGUCAGAGACCGAAGAGGAGGCUACAGCAACACAGACAUCCCACAGAGACGAGUCAUUUCAAUCAUGAUGCAGAUGGGGAAAAACAAGCGGUCGUUCUUGACACAGAUAUAUAUCACUACAUGAAGUGCUUUUUCCCCAGGACAUUCCUAGUAAAUGAUGAUGUUGUGAUUUCUGACGUCACUGAUGGUGAUAUAACUACAGUAUACAUUAAGAAUGCUGGAAGUAGGUCUGAUGCUGGACAGGUGUUAAGAGUCAAAGAACAAAUUGAAAAUCGGUCUAUGAAACUCCAUAAUGUUUUACGUAAAGAAAGGAUCUACUUUGAAGAGCACGGUAGAGAUGAAAAGCGGAGAUAUCAACGGGUGUGUGAAAGUCUAAAACCCUAUUACCCUUCUGUUUUGAUCAUUCCUUAUGGUACUCACAUUGAUGUUAUAGGAAAUUCUUCCGAGGUUUUUGAAUUUACAAAGGAGGUGAGCAAUAAGAUGCAGAGCCUGUUUCAAACCAGGUAG